AUGUCUGAUUUUGAAGGACCAAGUAAUACCAAAUAUGCACGAUAUGAUGAUGGGGAGAGCAUACCAGGUGAAGAAGAAGAAGAUUGCUUUGGAACUGAAUAUAAAUCUAAACAUACCUUGGACAGCGAUGAAGAAGAAGAUAUUAAGUACAAGAAGCUGGAUAUCUCAAAGGUAGAAGGCCAGGAAGAGGUGGAUGAUGAGGUUAAAGAGGAAUCAAACAUAAUGGCAUUUAAUAUGAAAGAAGACUUGGAAGAGGGUCACUUCGAUUCGGAAGGAAAUUUUAUUUAUGACAAGAAAGAGAAAGAAAUCAAGGAUGCGUGGCUGGAUAACAUAGAUUGGAGAGGUGUAAAAAAUGUUUCAAGUGGUCAGUGGAGCAAGUCGGAGGUAACUUUGUCUGAUGAGCAACUGAAAGAAGUGUACGAAAAGAUAGUUUCACUGUUGAAACCUGGAGAGACUGUUGAAAAGGCUUUGCGGCGUCUUGGGAAACAAAAAGGUGUUAGUGCCGCAGAGGAAAGGAAACGUCGUUGGGAAGCAAAGAAGAAAGGAGUCGAGUAUGUUGAUGAAGGGGGAAAUGCAAUGAAGGAAUUAACUGGUCUUGCUGAUUCUUUGGUUUCCCGAGGUGAAAUGGAGGCGUAUCAGUAUACUGUUGAAAAACUCCAGUAUCUACUUCGGCAGAUGGAGCACAAAGCUGUUGAUAACCUGGAUAUUUUUUCUGAUCAGCCCUCGUCUACAAACACGGGUAGUGCUAAUCCUGCGACGGAUGUUAGUUGGGAGUACAAAAAAUCUGGUGAUAACGAGGCAGAAAUUAUCGGACCGUUUACAAGCGAGGCUAUGUUUAAGAUGCAGAAAGAUGGGAAAUUUGAAGAUGGUUGGUUUGCCCGGAAAGUCGGUACAGAUUCAUUUUAUAGCCUAAGCAGACUUGAUUUUGAAUUGUAUAUGUAA
This is a messenger RNA of Enterobius vermicularis (human pinworm), 942 nucleotides long. NCBI's taxonomy places the organism in Eukaryota, Metazoa, Nematoda, Chromadorea, Rhabditida, Oxyuridae. The record is from the annotation of a GenBank genome assembly.